Messenger RNA from Diaporthe amygdali, 3543 nucleotides. RefSeq lists its product as uncharacterized. The transcript is spliced from 5 exons. The coding region runs from base 1 to 3543 and encodes 1180 amino acids. NCBI's taxonomy places the organism in Eukaryota, Fungi, Ascomycota, Sordariomycetes, Diaporthales, Diaporthaceae. The record is from RefSeq and is a predicted model, not a curated record.
AUGGCGGAGAGCCAACACGACAACAGCAGUAGUGUCAACGUUAAGCCCCGCGUCUUUCGGGUUCGAAACCUUCCGGCACACGUGGAUCGGCUAUCUGCCGUCGAGCUUCUGUGUCAGUCUAUCAACGGUAUCACGGCGCAGGACGUACGGCUCUCUUCGCUAGCGUACGACGUGGACGUUUGGUCAUGGCUGCGGACCAAGACGGCUACCAUUACUUUACGCAUGAUACCUCCAGUUCUCACUUCGAUCCUCAACGAUGGAGAAUGUACUAUCGCAGUACCAGGGCUUGCAAAGCCUCUGAUCAUCGACCACCACUUCCAGGGCAUAACGCCGCUAAACCACGUGCCCGAUGAUGAACACAAGUAUGAGGACGAGCUUCCACAGAGGUUACCUGGUGUCCGCUUCCUGUCUUAUGGAUAUGACACUUCGCUUUGCGACAGCACGUCUUUUCAACUCAUCCCAGACUUGGCGAUCUCACUGGUCCAGACAGUGAAGGCCAUCGGCUGUUCUGCACCGUCGGCGAAGCCCCUGCUCUUCCUUGCUCACAGUCUGGGUGGAGUAGUUCUGAAGCAGGCGCUAAUUAUUCUGGCUGGAGGAGGGAAUCAGGAGAGAUCGGUUCUUGCGAAGAUAAAGGGUGCUAUCUUUUUUGGUGUCCCGAGUCAGGGCAUGAGUAUUCCAGACAUUUUCGAGAUGUUGGGAGAUCAGCCGAAUGUUGCUUUGGUGAAAGACCUCUCUAAUCUAUCAGAUUUCCUGCCUAGACUCGAUGAGCAGUUUGGAAAUAUUUCCUAUCUCCAGAGGCUUCAGUUCUUCUGGGCGUUCGAGACGAAAGUCACGCCGAUUGUGGAAAAGGCCCUUAAAACGGGAAAGUUUUCACGGACGGGCCCUGGAACCGUGAUGGUGUCACGAGAGUCCGCAACCAGAAAUCUCUGCCAUUCGCAGCCCUCGUUGACCAUACAGAUAGACGAGAACCAUUCUAAUAUGGUGAAACUCGGGAUAGGAGAUAGGUAUAUUGGGAUACUUGCGAGCAAAUUGAAAAGUAUUUGCGCCCUGUGUGAACUUACAUUCCCGCAGCUUGCGCCGCAAUCGAUCCGAAAGCUCACUCAGUCUGAGCUUGCAGAUCCGAAAGCAUCAUCCAACCCACCGGAGAAUAUCGGCAAGACUAAAGUCCAGCGGAGAUCAGAUCUACAGCCAGAAUGGAUGAUGCCUGAAUUUUGGAAUGGCAAUGAGAUCUUGUCAUCUCUCCGAGCCCCAGAACGAGAUCGUCGACUGGAGCAGAUCAACGAGAAAUUAGGAGACACGUUCAAUUGGGCUUACGAUGAUUCAUCCGUAGGCCUCAGUGAAUGGCUUCAGAAAGGGACCGGAAUAUUCUGGAUCCAUGGAAAGCCAGCAAGUGGAAAGAGUACCCUCAUGAAAUAUCUCUACCAGGAUUCACGCACAGAGGAACUUCUGCGCGCUGGUGGCUGGCAGUCAAGGGCGCGCUUGAUGACAGCAAGUUUUUUCUUUCACCACCGAGGAAAUAACAUGCAGAAGUCUUUCGAAGGUCUCCUGAGGAGCCUUGUGAGCCAGAUCUUGGAACAAGAAAAGACUCUCUUGCCUCUCCUAUAUCCCAUUCUCGCGGAUCAAUAUCAGACCCUCAUCAAUUCUUCGCGCCUUGACAGCCUCGAAGCGGACAUUUGGGCUUUAUUAGAUCGUCUCAAGAUUUCUUGGUCGUCUGACGUCAUGAGAGAGGUUGCGGAGACCGUUGCCUUACAAAGAGAAUUGACCCAGAACCGACGACUCGGAAUGCAUCUGAGGCGCAUGUUGAAAGACCUUGGGAUCAAAAUCCAGUCACGACCUAUAGACCCAUAUGAAGAAGCUGAAUUUGACGAUACUGACUUCAUUUUGAAGGCCGAGGUCAAGCAACAACCAAAUCAGGGGACAGAGGCGGAUUCUCAGUCGCCUGAACCGAGGAAUUGGUUGGCGAUCCUGCGUAGAACUUUACAGCGCCAUUACCAACAGUUCAUCGCUUCGUUUCUGCAGGACCUCGUCCAACAGCCAGUCGAUCCCAGCAAACACUCAUCGAAUCGUAUACGGAUUCUUUUCUCCAGUCGGCCUUGGAAAGCACUUAACGAUGAGUUUGCGGCAUGUCCAGGCUUCCAGAUUCAUGAUUAUACUGGGAACGACAUCAUCGAGUUUUGCGCGGCAUCCAUUCCUUCCGACGACACUACAAAGACUUUCUUAUCACCCUUCGUGAUGGAAAUUGUUCGUAGGGCACGCGGCGUCUUUCUAUGGGUUGAGCUGGUGAUGCGGGAUCUUACGAACAUUGUGCUACAUAGAGCGCAGCUGCGGGAUACCCAGGGACUGGAGCAGGAUUUACGCAAGACCCUGGACGGCAUUCCGGACGAACUAGAUGACUAUUACCAGGUUAUUGUCCAGCGUAUUCCGCCUGGUAAUCGUUGGGAAAGCUAUGUUGUCCUGGAGACGCUUUGCCGUUCCGACGAAGACAUGGAAACAGAAACACUGCUCGCGAUACUCAAGUGCUCGUCCGCCAGGUCUCUCGCAGAUGCCAAACACAAACUCAACCAGGGUUCACAAACGUCCCUGAACGGGCCAGGACUGGAAUGGGGUGAGCGUUUCAUCAAAGCCGUGUCGGGCGGCUUGGUGGAAGUCGGUGGUCUCUCCCAAAAGGGAGAACCCAUAUUGCAAUUCAUGCAUCAGACGGUCAAACAAUUCGUCGAAGGCCCUUGGUUCAAACUUCAGCUUCUGGGAAAUAACAUCGGUCUGUUUAUCACUGAAAACGGACACUCCUUCAUCGCGAAACAUCUUUUCACCCACGCCCUUUUCAAAGACCGCUUUAUUCGCCAUGCAAGGAAGGCCGAAACCACUAUGGGCUUCAGCCAGUACGAUUUCUUCAGCACAGCACCAACAGACCACUAUUCUUUCUUCACUGGCAAUUUCUCUUACCUUGUUCCGUCCACAAUCGCAGUGGCAGUUUUCGCCGGAUUGCAACUCUGCGUUCGCGACGCUUAUGAGGCAGAUCCAUGCUGCAUUCAACAGAACUCACCGAACCUCGUAUGGAUCGUGCUUGAAGCGGCUACAGCAAGAGGGGUGGGUAAAGACAUGGACAGCAUCAUAAACAUGGCGGAGCUCUUGGUGUCGAAGGGUCUUUCGAUACAUGAGACCGAUGACGGUCUCUUGUAUAUAGUAGAACACAUGUGGAGUGCACCCAGAGCCAUAAAGCCACUGUUUGAGAAACUGGCUCUCAUUCUCGUGGAUGCCAUUCAGAUCACAAGCACGGCCGCAGAGUCGCCCUCUUUCCAAAGCAUGUCGACCCAUUCCACUACCAUUCGCAGCUCAACGUCAGAGACUAAGCUGCUUCAUAAAGCUACGCCUAAGUUGAUACGAGCGCUGCUCGCCCGCGGUUUCAACCCCAAUUCCACAGAUGGUCACGGGAACACGCCCAUUGACUUUGUUGUGGAUAGCUUGCCUUCGCGACUUUGGUUGCGAGAGCAGUACGAUAUUGUGUCUCAGCUAUUCUGGACUGGAUACAAGAGUCUUCCGUGA